This is a messenger RNA of Paramisgurnus dabryanus, 5185 nucleotides long. Lineage: Eukaryota; Metazoa; Chordata; Actinopteri; Cypriniformes; Cobitidae. The record is from RefSeq and is a predicted model, not a curated record.
UGUCAGGAAAGAAAAAACCGCUAUGUAGCUAAACUGCUUAUGGAAAGACAAGCAACAUGGUAGCGACUAUCGUUAUUUGUUAAUAUGAUUUUCAACCUCAGUGCGGUAUAGCAUAAAACCGACGUGAAGAUGAAAGUGAGAUAACUAACGUAUAUCUGUCGUUAACAUUAGAAAUGGAGAAGCAGCCGCGUCUGUUGUGUUCCGUGCUCUGUGUUCAGCGCAGACCUUAUGAGGUCAUAUUAAAUUGCGCGAUUCUUGCUUGGAAAGAGACACAGACCAACAAAAAACAAGCCGGGCGCGCAAUAUAUGGAGCUGUCAAAGCUGGUAGUCAUUGUGUUCCAGUGUGUGAGAUCAUAGCUGUUCAAGAAAAUGAUGAUGACUGUCCCAGUAAGUACAGUGGGAAAUGGCAGAAAGUUCCUCAGAGUCCAGUGGACUCCCAACAGCACGCUUUCACAGUUACAUAUGUGGAGAGGACGAGGCAGCACUGCUGGCGGUGCAGCGACGUGACUUUUCACUGCCCUGAGCGGGCCCUGUGUUUGCUCUGGGUCGAAACUAUUAAAGAACAACUUGCAUUGUUAACCAAUCGACCGAAGCACUUGCUGGUGUACAUUAACCCCUAUGGAGGAAAACAACGCGGGAAGCAGAUUUACGACCACAAAGUGGCCCCCAUCUUUUCCCGGGCUUCUAUUUCCACCAACGUGAUUGUUACAGAGCAUGCAAAUCAUGCCAAGGACCACUUGAAGACAGAGGCUGAUCUAAAGAAGUAUGACGGUGUGGUGUGUGUCGGGGGAGAUGGCAUGUUCAGUGAGAUCAUGCAUGGCCUUGUGUCUCGUACGCAGUGUGACAAAGGUGUCGAUGAGAACUCCAUGGAGGAGACGUUUGUUCCAUGUGGACUUCGCAUUGGCAUCAUUCCAGCAGGUUCGACUGAUUGUGUAUGCUAUGCCACCGUGGGCUCAAAUGACCCCGUCACCUCAGCACUGCACAUCGUUGUGGGUGAUUCUCAGCCAAUGGACAUUUGUUCGGUGCACAAUAACGACACCUUUCUGCGUUACUCUGUGUCGCUGCUGGGCUAUGGUUUCUACGGAGACGUGCUGACAGACAGCGAAAGAAAGCGCUGGAUGGGGCCAGCCCGCUACGAUAUCUCAGGUAUUAAAACAUUUCUGUCACAUCGCUACUACGAGGGAACUGUGUCAUUUCUACCUGCUGAAGGGAAUUUGGGAACUCCCAGAGAUAAAAUCCAGUGCCGAUCUGGGUGUAGUGUCUGUCGGCAAUCCUCGUCUGACAAACUGGUGAGCAAUGAUGAAGACAAUGUUCCUGAUGCUGAGCGUCAGGGCAAAUGGACAGUAAUAAGAGGGAAGUUUCUGGCCAUCAACGCAGCCAGCAUGAGUUGCGCAUGUCCUCGCAGUCCCAAAGGCCUGUCGCCAUCGGCACACCUCGCAGACGGAACCACUGACCUCAUCCUUGUCAGGAAAUGCUCGCGCUUAGACUUCCUGCGACAUCUUCUGCGACACACCAAUAAAGAUGACCAGUUUGAUCACUCUUUUGUGGAGGUAUACCGGGUGAAACAGUUUCACUUUACACCCCGAUAUGAGGAGUGUGAUUCUGAGAUGGAUCUGAGAGAGAGUGGUGCUGGAGGCAAGCGUUUCCUCAGUCAGAUCUGCAGGGAACACCGAGCCUGCGGCUGCAUGCCAGCCCAGAGUAACUGGAACUGUGAUGGAGAAAUCCUGCCUCACUCUGCCAUUCAAGUCAGGGUCCAUUGUCAGCUGAUUACACUCUUUGCGAGAGGUAUCGAAGAGCAUUCAGUGUUUGAGGAUCCGUACGCUCACUGUGCAAUAUAGAUCGCCGUGACUUCACCCGAGAAACCUCCUGCUGAAUUGUGAAGAAUCGAGGCUCUAAACCGAAAAGUCCUUUUCAGCUGAGCAUAAUGUCACGCUGUUUCUUGUGCUGUUAUACUUAGAUCCUCUAUACAAAGCAUCUUCAGUAAAAGAACUUCCUGCAGAGCUAGAGAGAAUAGCGUCUUUAUGGUGUCUUCAUGCUGGCUGUAAAGCAGUAUUAGAUCUAGAAAUAAUAGGGUUAGCUGAAUUACCUGCAGUAGGCAUUACUAUCGCUCUGCUGGUUAUAUAUCCUGCUGUGCAACAAAUGUCUUCCACCAAUCAAGCUGGUCUUGAGAGUAGGAUUAGUUCAGUCCAAACUCAAAAAAAUCAUUCUUAUAAACAUUCCUUCUGGUAGCACCUUAAAGGGAUAGUUCGGCCAAAAAUGAUAUUAAACCCAUGAUUUACUCACCCCCAAGCUGUCCGAGAUGCAUAUGUCCAUCGUUUUUCAGACAAACACAUUUACAGUUAUUUUAGAAAAUGUUUAAGAUCUUUCAGUUGAUUAAAUGUGAAGUUACGGGGUCCUUCAAGUCCAAAAAAUGUGCAUCCAUCCUUCACAAAAUAAAUCCAAACGGCUCCAGGAUGAUAAACAAAGGUCUACUGAGGGUAAUCCGCGCGGUGCUGUUGUACAAAUAUCCAUAUUUAAAACUUUAUAAACGAAGAUAAAUACCUUCCGGUAGCGCCGCCAUCUUAGACUCCUCUGUAUUCAGGAGAGAGUAUUAGCGUAGUGUACGCACUUUUCUUAGUGACGUAUGACAAAUUCUGAGGGCGGGGGCACAGAGCAGCAGCAGAGUAACCUCCGUAAGCUGCGUAAAGCUCUGAUCUUGAAUGCGGACGCGACUAAGAUGACGGCAUUACCGGAUGCGAGUUAUUUUCGUUCAUAAAGUUUUAAAUGUGGAUAUUUCUACAACAACACCACAUGGAUUACCCUCAGAAGGCUUUUGUUUAUCAUCGUGGAGCAGUUUGGAUUUAUUUUGUGAAGGAUGGAUGCACAUUUUUUGGACUUUAAGGUCGUGGACCCCAUAACUUCACAUUUGAUUAACUGAAAGAUCUAAAACAUUUUCUAAAAUAACUGAAAAUGUGUUCGUCUAAAAAAUGAUGGACAUCUGCAUCUCGGACGGCUUCGGGGUGAGUAAAUCAUGGGUUUAAUAUCAUUUUUGGCCGAACUAUCCCUUUAAUAUUUUUCUGGUUUUAGUUUAGUUGAAAGGUUUGUUUUCUUGAAAAUAUAAAAUUCUCAUUUUUUUACCCUCUUGUUAUUCCAAACCAGUAUGACUGGCUUUGAUUUGCUUGUCCCGAUAUAAAAAAGGUUAAUGAGGACACAUGUGGUUGGGCUCACUAGCAAACAUUUAAAGUGGAUAAAACCCUACCAUAAAGUUCUUUUCUUUGAUGGACUUUUUUGAUUCACUUCAAAUGUUGACUAGUGUAGAUAAAAAACAUAAAAAAUAAAAAUAAAAUACCUGUUGACUUGUGUGUUCUAUUACAAGUCUUCUGAAACCAUGCAUUAUUAUAUGGAAAAGAGUAGCAUUGACAUUUAAAGGAAAACACCAGUUUUUCAAUAUUUUUAUAUGUUCUUACCUUAAAUUAGACAAAUUAAUACAUACCUAUCUUUCUUCAAUGUGUACACUUAAUCUUUGUACAGCACGUUGUGAAUGUGUUAGCAUUUAGCCUAGCCCCAUUCAUUGCUUAGGAUCCAAACAGGGAUCAAUUUAAAAGCCACCGAACACUUUCAUGUUUUUUUCCUAUUUAAAGACUGUUACAUGAGUAGUUACAAAAGUAUGGUGGCACAAAAUAAAAAGUGACGAUUUUUUAAGCGGAUAAAAAAUUAGAACUAUAGUGUAUGGCGGAAGUUUGCAGCACUUUGACUUUGGGUGCAGUAAUAUUGAUGAAAGUUUGAUCAAGAGGGGGAGUAGUCAGGAGUAAUGAUGUUACUGCACGCCGAGGUCGAAGUGCUGCAAACUAAGUGCUCUUCUUAUUUUGCGCCACCGUACUUACUUGUGUAACUACUCAUGUAACAGUCUUUAAAUAGGAAAAACAUGGAAGUGUUUGGUGUCUUCUAAAUUCAUCCCUGUUUGGAUCCAAAGGAAUGAAUGGGGCUAGGCUAAAUGCUAACACAUUCACGACGCGCUGUACAAAGAUAUGUAAAAAGAUAGGUAUUAAUUCAUCUCAGUUGAGGUAAGAACAUAGUAAAAUAUUGAAAGACGGUGGUGUUUUCCUUUAAGAACAACAUGAGGGUGAUUAAAUGACAGAAUUUCUCUCUCUUUUUUUUAAAGGUUGGCAUGAAUUAGCAUCCAUCAUGUAGACACAGUAGCCUACUUUAAUUCUCAUUUACCAAUGAUAAAUAACAGCCGCUGAUUUAUUACUUUAUGAAAAUUUUUUACUAUUAAAGUGCCGCUUUCAAAACAUAUCAAUCUGAUUCAAAAACACACAGACCUAGAGAAACAAUGUAUUUUUACGUGGUCCUGAACAUUUCAAGCAUCCGAAUGUACUGUAGCAUGUAAACCAAAAUACAAUCAAUAUACAAUGUCAGUUCCGGUUUAAUGUGUCUGUAUAGCUGUUUGAAGUUAUCAGACAGAAUGUACAUGAAAAUACUGUAGCAAAUAUUUCCUUGUAAUGACUUUCUUUUUGCCUUCAUUGAUGAUGUCUUAUUUCUUUGAAGGUUCUUAUUGUAUGAAAGGAUAGAAUGAGUGAAAAGCAAAGAGAAAUGGCUUUUCGCUUUUUUGCAUGUCAGCUGUUUUAUUAUUCCAUUCCUUAAGUGUUGCCCUAAACGGUGCCAGAUAAUGAAGGCAUGGAUUUCCCAUGAUGCAGAUGCAUCUGUGCUGCAUACACAACUUCUGUAGCCAUAUUGCAUGCAAAGCACUGUUUUAGAGCUCCCAAAACUGACAGAACUUUGGCUUGUUGUUGUUGUGUGAUCUGUAUUUGUGUUAGGUGUACUAUUAGCCUCGUGACAAAACUUGUGUAGUUUUAUAACUUAUGAAACCCGUAACAUGCUGUGUAUGCACUGUGACACCAGCUGUCCUACUGAUCCAAAGAUAUAAUAACAACCCAUUUAAAAAACUUACUGUAGCCAUAUGUUUGGUUUGUAUCACCACAGGUUAUCUGGUUAUUGUGCAUGUUUAAGUGGUUUCACCAUGUGUUCAUUUUUGUGCUGGGCGUUCUUCGUAAUGAGUCACUUUAUGCUGGCAGCUUCUUAAAUGAAGAUGCGUUGACUGAAAUCAUCAUCUUAAAAAUCACUCAUCUUGCAGGUUUCAAGAUGUACUUGUUAAUUUGAUUGUAAUGAAAAGAAAGCCCCUGAAUAAAGUCUAUAUUGUGCUUAA